AUGAAUGAUAUGAAUGAUCCCUUUUUGGGAAGUGGGACCGACGAUGACCUAUCUUUACCUCAAGCCGCCGUAAACAAAUUUAUCAAAGAAACUAUCCCGAACUUACGAAUUUCAAAGGACGCAAGACAAUUAGUCGCUGACUGCUGCACGCAAUUUAUCCACCACAUGGCAACAACAUCUUCGCAGAUGUGCGAGGCUGCUGAUAAAAAGACGAUUGCGCCAGAUCACGUGUUGGAGGCACUGAAAAUGCUCGGCUUUCACGAAAUGGUCCCCGAGUGCGAGAAAGUGCUUAUCGACUGCAAGGAAGAAAACGCGAAACGAAAGAAACCAAAUAAACUAUCUAACUCGGGGCUAUCAGAGGAAGAACUUUACAGACAACAGAAAGCACUUAUCGACGCGGCUAAGAACCAUCAGCUGAUGGAGGAGCAAAACGAAUUCGCAUCCAGUCAGCACUUUCAAAGUCUGGACUUAUCAAGGCCCAACGAAGACGACGACGAAGAUUUCGACUCGUAA
Messenger RNA from Oikopleura dioica, 513 nucleotides. The record is from the annotation of a GenBank genome assembly. NCBI's taxonomy places the organism in Eukaryota, Metazoa, Chordata, Appendicularia, Copelata, Oikopleuridae.